UCCGUCACUUCCGGCCCCCAGACGACACAUACACGAGCAAGGACUACACGUGAAAACAGCUUCCCAAAACUGACACCUGAAACAAGAUGGACAUCACGGAGGUUCCCGUGAGCCAGAAUGAAAAGGGUAAGAAAAAGAAGAACAAGAAGCCAAAGAAGAAGAAUGAGGGGGGGAGUGGAGAAGGCAGCGGGGUGGAGGUGAAGGAGGAGGACGUGAAGAUGGAGAAGAGCGAGGCAGGAGCUUCCUUUCCCCCAACCUUCAGUGUGUCCGAAAUCAAGAAUAAACAGCGACGACACCUCAUGUUCAUGAAGUUCAAACAGGAGAAAAGAAAGCAAAAGCUGCAAGUGAAGAAGAAGAAGAAAAAAGAAAGGGAUGCUUUAGGUGACAAGGCACCACCGAAAGAGGUCCCAAAGACGAUCGAAAACCAGCGGGUGUACGAUGAGACGACAGUUGACCCAGAGGAUGAGGAGAUUGCAUUCGAUGAGGGAACUGAUGAGUUUUCGACGUACUUUAACGGGCUGACAAACCCCAAAGUGCUCAUCACCACGUCCGACAGACCGAGAGGAAGGACGGUGAGGUUUUGUGAGCAGCUGGCCACAGUUAUCCCAAACGCCUACGUGUACUACAGAAGAGGUUUGGCCCUGAAGAGAGUCAUUCCUCAGUGUGUCGCCAGAAACUUCACCUACCUCAUUGUCGUCAACGAGGAUCGCAAAGUGCCCAAUGGUUUGGUUCUCUGUCAUCUACCUGACGGGCCGACCGCACACUUCAAGGUCAGCAGUGUUCGCUUACGCAAGGAGAUGAAGAGACGAGGCAAGGAUCCAACUGAACACACCCCCGAGGUGAUCCUUAACAACUUCACUACACGUCUGGGACACAGCAUCGGCCGAAUGUUCGCUGCUCUGUUUCCGCAAGACCCUCAGUUCGUUGGUCGUCAGGUCGCCACCUUCCACAACCAGAGAGACUUCGUCUUUUUCAGAUUCCACAGGUACAUUUUUAAGAAUGAGAAGAAAGUCGGUAUUCAGGAGCUGGGACCUCGUUUCACCCUCAAACUCCGCUCUCUACAGAAAGGAACCUUUGACUCAAAGUUUGGGGAGUAUGAGUGGGUCCUGAAGCGCCAUGAGAUGGACGCCUGCAGGCGAAAAUUCCAGCUUUGAAAACCAAUUCACUACUGGCUUUUUUUCAGUCAGACAAGGACAACUGUGUGUAUAAUCCAGGAUUGUUCUGCCGUCUGUUGCUCUACACGUAUAGGCCCUUGUGCGGAUAUCCACAUCAUUUUUGGGACUAUCAGCAGCAACAGCGAAGAACUUCUUGAAAGCCUUAUUUUCAGUGCUUCUGGAGACAAAGAGUGGGACAGGAGCCUGGAGCUGAUGCAAGGACUUUUACUUUCUCUGACGGAGACAAGCAAGCGCUCUCCACAUGAAUCUCAUUACCCUCACAUUUCUUACCUGCAUGGGUUUCUAGAAGUUGUAUUGGCAGAUCAAAUGUAUCCCCACAUACUGAACUGAUGUGGUAACAGUUCAUUUUGCAUAUAGACAUGAACCUGAUAGAUAUGGUAUAAAAGAUUCUUAAUUAAGUGCUACAGCUGCUAGUCUCUGGAGAUGGCUUAAUUGUCCAGAUUGUGUCCACAGUGCAGUUUGUUUUGUGUGUGAUGGAAUUUCUUUAAAUACGUGUGGAUGAAUUGUUUAAGACUUGUUCACUGAUUUCAUAAUGUAAAAUACUCAUUUUAAAAUAACAUGAAUCUGCAAGCUUAAAAAGUUGAGUUACCAUUUAUUCUCAAAAUUAGGCAUGGAAAAAAAAAAUCAAAAAGGCACAAGUGUUGAAAUGUGUCUGCUACUUUUAAGCAAAGAAGUUAGGACAUUUAUCAUGCUGCUUUUAGCACCAGGGAAUGUUUCCGUAUUACAUUUUACAAUAGCAAAAGUACAAAAAACUCUUGAGUUAGUUGCCUGUUCUCAAAAUCCUGAGACGUCUCUAGUCCACAGUGCAGAUCGUGCAUCCAAGUUCCUCAAGGCACCACAACGGUCAAAACCUGCAUACAAGAGUAAAAUGAUCAUACAAACAUUCAACUUCACAAAUAAGACUAAAUAUGUUUGUUUUUUUUAAGUUAGAAAGGAACCUGCAAUUACAAAUGUGUCCUUAUGUGUGCUGCCAGAGAAUAAAUAUGUGGUUUCUUACUGUAUGUCACUUUCCUAGGAAACUUUAAAUGUUUUAUACAACAUGAAUAAAUGGUGUUAAUCAAAAUAAAGUGA
Molecule: messenger RNA, 2246 nt
Organism: Labrus mixtus (cuckoo wrasse)
Lineage: Eukaryota; Metazoa; Chordata; Actinopteri; Labriformes; Labridae
Gene: rpf1
Product: ribosome production factor 1 homolog
Exons: 9
Coding region: 87-1154 (355 amino acids)
Biological process (GO): maturation of LSU-rRNA; maturation of 5.8S rRNA
Cellular component (GO): nucleolus; preribosome, large subunit precursor
Molecular function (GO): rRNA primary transcript binding
Source: RefSeq, a predicted model, not a curated record